Messenger RNA from Epithele typhae, 1002 nucleotides. RefSeq names its product alpha/beta-hydrolase. NCBI's taxonomy places the organism in Eukaryota, Fungi, Basidiomycota, Agaricomycetes, Polyporales, Epitheliaceae. The transcript is spliced from 6 exons. The record is from RefSeq and is a predicted model, not a curated record. The coding region runs from base 1 to 1002 and encodes 333 amino acids.
AUGCCCCCCUCCUCCGCCUUCCAGUGGUUUCUCCUCGUCUGCCCUGCUGUCAUCAUCCUCUCCUACUUCGUCACCGUCUUCCCCCACACCCCGCAGUCCGUCCACAUACACUCCUCCCUCGCCCUGCUCGACAAGUCCCAUCCAAGCUGGACAUUGUACCCCGACAACUUCUACGAAGGCGGGGCUUAUGUGAGGCUGCCAUAUGGAUCCGUCCGAUAUUGGCUCAUCGGCCCUGAGGACGGCCAGAGGGUUGUCCUCAUCCACGGCCUUUCUGUGCCCUCUAUCAUCUGGAAAGACGUUGCGCCUAAGCUUGCCGCGAAAGGCCAUCGCGUCUUGCUCUACGACCUUUAUGGCCGUGGCUACUCCGAUGCGCCACACACAACGUACGACGCUAACCUAUACAGCACCCAACUCGCCCUUCUUCUACAGCACAUACGCUGGGAAAGAGCAAGCAUAGCCGGGCUCUCUAUGGGUGGCGGGAUUGCAGCCACUUUCAGUGCCCAAUUUCCCCAUCUUGUCACAAACAAGAUUGUUCUCAUCUCAAGUGCAGGGUUGAUGGAGUCGUCGGACUUGUCACGCACCACCAAAUUCCUGUCCUCGCCUCUCAUGCAAGCGGUUACCUCAAGUGUGCCGUUCCGUUUCUACCUCCAGUACCUUGCCAACCAGACACCGUCGAACGACUCCAUCGGCGAGCUUGUCCGCAUACAGUCUGCUUAUCUCCCGGGAUACAAUCUCGCACUGGCGUCUUCGAUACGGGACGGUCCCCUGCGCAGUCUAGCCCCGCAGUUUGCUGCGUUGGGGCGACACUCGCGGAAGACAGGAGGGCAGGCCCUCGUUAUCUGGGGCACAAACGAUAAAGUGGUCCCGUACCGCUACGCGUCGCGCGUGCAGACUCUCAUCCCGCACUCGGAGCUGGUCACGAUCCAGGGCGGGCCGCACGACAUCACGAUCUCGCACCCAGACGAGGUCGCUGCCGCGAUGAUCGAAUUCCUCGGUCGGUGA